Molecule: messenger RNA, 1251 nt
Organism: Emiliania huxleyi CCMP1516
Lineage: Eukaryota; Haptophyta; Isochrysidales; Noelaerhabdaceae
Exons: 3
Coding region: 1-1251 (416 amino acids)
Source: RefSeq, a predicted model, not a curated record
AUGCGCGACGGUGGCAUCGCCCGGAGCGGGGCGACGAUGAGCGCCCCGGAUGAGUACGACCUGGCAGCACCCAAGUUCGACCUGCUGGAGAUGCGCAGCUUCCGCCGCGACGCGACGCUUCAGUACGCCGUCGCUCAGCGAUCGCAGCAGCUUCGAAUCCUCUUCUUUGCGUCCAGCGCUGUCGUCGCCGCCGCAGCGCCUUGGGCGGCGGGCGCGCUGCUGCCCGACGUCAGCAUACUCGACGCCCGCGGCCUAGCCGGCUGUGCGGCGGCCUCGCUGCUGUUUGGGUCUCUCGCGGCGCGCGAGCGCGGGCUACGCGGUAAGGUGCUGCUGCGGAUGGAGCGCGAGCUCGCCGUGGGCGACCUGCAGAUCUCGCAGACGGGCAGCGCGCUCGGCGGCGGCCGGCCACGCGCCCUCUCGGCACUACGCGGGGAGCGGCGCGUGGUCGCGAUCUCUGGCUCUCCCGGCUGGCUGCUUGCCGAGCUGCGCAGCGCGGAAGUGUACCGCCGCCGCCUCGAGCAGAGCGGCGUCGCCCUCGUCUGCGUCGCCUUUGGAGAGGAGGCCGCAUGGGCCGACGCGUCGCGUGCGGCAGAGGCUGCCGGCUGGCUAUGGCGGCCCGCCGACGCCUCCGGCUGGAGGGGCUACUUUUCCGACAUUCUCACGGCGAAGGACGGCAGCGCCAAGGCGGCGGCGGAGGAGGGCGCCUUCUUCGCCCUCUCGCUGCGCGGCCGCUCCUGCGCGUCGGGCGUGGGCCGUGUGCCAUGGGACGAGCUGCUCGGCACGAAGCUACCGCCCAUCGAGCCCCUCUCCCCCUCCGACCCUCCGGCGCCGGCGAGCGAGGAGGAGGCGGCGGUGCUGGCGGCGCAGGCGGCGCUGUACGACGCGCUGCGCGAUGUGGACGCCGCUGCAGUCCGGCGGCUGUGCUCGCCCGAGGACGACGACGAGGUCCUCAAGUACGACGCCACCGCUGGCUUGCGGCUGUCGAGCCAGGACGCCACCGUCGCCGGCGAGACGGCCUUCUCGACCGGGCUUGAGUUCCCCGCCGGAGGGAAGGGCGCGUCGCUGCUGUGCACACAGCGCUGGGCGCGCGACCAGGCGGGCGGCUGGCGGCUCGCGCAGCACCGCACGAUCCCCUACACGGCGCAGACCGACGCAGCCGCGUGCCUCCGCUGCGAUCGCCGCGGCUGCGUGGCGCUGCAGCGGACGGGAGCGGCCGGCCCGGCGGGCAUGCCUGGCGAUGGGCCGGCGUGA